Chelonus insularis is the source of this 3210-nucleotide messenger RNA. RefSeq names its product ceramide glucosyltransferase (gene GlcT). Gene Ontology annotation, molecular function: ceramide glucosyltransferase activity. The record is from RefSeq and is a predicted model, not a curated record. The transcript has a single exon. Gene Ontology annotation, biological process: glucosylceramide biosynthetic process. Bases 1067 to 2263 code for a protein of 398 amino acids. Gene Ontology annotation, cellular component: membrane. NCBI's taxonomy places the organism in Eukaryota, Metazoa, Arthropoda, Insecta, Hymenoptera, Braconidae.
UCUUGUUUGACAGGUGUGCCAGAGUGCCGGUUGUCAUAUGUCAGAUGCCAGUUCUCGUCGACGCCGUACGGUGUCCGGCGGUUUUAUAACGAUACAAAAUGUAUUUGUAAUCAAUGUAAGGUAAAAAAAUCGUUAAAUUGUCAUAAUUGUGAAAGAAAAUAGACAAGUUAAAACGUUGAAGAUUUUAGACGCAUAAAAAAAAUGUAUAACGAGUGAUUAAACGAGAUGGAAUUCGUUGCAGAAUCAUCGGAGAGUUCAGCAUCAGCAUGCAACGAGACAGUAAGUGUACAAUUGUGUAUUUAGCGUAAAGUGUAUAAGUGUACAUAAAAACAAAGAAACAGUUGCUGUGCAGAAUAAUCGUAAAUAGAGAAAAUAAAAUCGUAAAAGCUGAUGGAACGUUACAUCGGCAAAACUAGUGAAUCCACAGGAGUUUCUUCUGAUCGAUUGGUCGAAGGUAGCCAUUCUCCGGCUGUUUUAAGCACGAGGAGACGUCGACGCUUCAGGAAAAGGCGGGUUCGUGGGAAAAGUGCAACAUAGUGCAUUCAUUAGUACAUUCGGCUUCCGAUUUUAACGAGCAAUUGUUUCAAUAAGCACGCCACUGAGGAUCCUAAACAUAAAGCAAAAUUAAUCAAAUAAAUAAAGCUUGAAUGUAUCCAAAGCACAAAGUGUUUAAUCACGAGAAUUUUCAACUCGUGAUUACGACGCUGGACCAACGUCUCUGGGUCGUUGUUUCGUGUAAACUGCACUUUGGAGGCAUGUUGAGACCACAGACACCAACGGGUCGGUUAAAAGGAUUUGAAACGAAGCGGUUUAAAGAUCGAAAGUGUGAAUAAACCCACAAAUAAUAUUGAUAAUCGAUAAUUAAUGUCUCACAGUAAGAUAAUAAUCAUUUAUAAUAUACAAAAAAAAAAGCCAAUAAUAAACGCACCAGUCACCAGAUCACUAAUAUGUUUAAACAAUUCAGUUGAUAAUUGGAAAUUAUGAUGAAAAAGUAAAAAAUAAAAUCAUCAAAUAGUGGAUUGAAGCAAGAAAGAGAGAGGAGAUUUCGUGAUAACAGUGGCCAAACAUGAGCUCUAUGGUAUACACCCUAUAUGGGUUUGCAAUAUUCUUCAUGAUAUUCUGGUUAGGAAUGUGGAUUGUACACAUUUUAGCUUUGAUCACGGGUCGAUGGAAACUUCACAGAAAGCCAGCACAAGUUCCAAGUUAUGAGGUUCCGCUUCCUGGUGUUUCAAUAAUCAAACCGCUCAUGGGUGUUGAUCCAAACUUGUUCAAUAAUUUAGAAACAUUCUUUACAAUGGAUUAUCCACUUUAUGAAAUACUUUUCUGUGUUGAGGAUGAAUCUGAUCCUGCUUUAAUGCUAGUUCGUAAGCUCCUUGAAAAAUAUCCUCAGGUUGAUGCUCGUCUUUUCAUCGGCGGCUGUCGAGUAGGAGUUAAUCCAAAGAUAAAUAACAUGCAUCCAGCGUACGAGGCAGCUAAACACGAGUUAAUAUUAAUCAGUGAUAGUGGAAUUAGGAUGAAGGAAGAUACUUUAUUUGAUAUGGUCAGGUAUAUGACAGAAGGUGUAGCUCUUGUACAUCAACUACCAUUCACAUGUGAUCGAGAAGGCUUUGCUGCGGCCUACGAGAAAAUAUACUUUGGAACAGUUCAAUCAAGAAUGUACCUGGCAGCAGAUGUACUUAGGAUUAAUUGUCAUACUGGUAUGUCUGCAUUAUUGCGAAAAGCUCCGCUUGAUGAGGUUGGUGGAUUAAAAAAAUUUGGCGUCUACCUCGCUGAGGAUUUUUUUUAUGCCAAGUCUCUGACUGAUCGAGGCUGGCGUAUCACCGUGUGUUCUCAACCUGCUCUACAAAAUAGUGGCCAUUGCGAAAUGCAUUCAUUCCAAGCAAGAUUAAGACGUUGGGCUAAGCUCCGUGUAGCUAUGCUUCCUACAACAAUCAUAUUAGAGCCACUCACUGAAUGUUUUGUGUUAGGUGCGUGUGCUUCGUGGGCAGCAGCAGUGCUUUUUGAAUGGGAUUCAUUAGUUUUUUAUUUGGUUCAUAUACUUUUAUGGUUUAUGUUGGAUUGGACGAUGCUUUGUGUCGUGCAAAAUAGUCCAUUGCCUUUGAAUAAGUGGGAAUUUGUGUGUGGAUGGCUACUCAACGAAACUACAAGACCGUACUUGUUUCUCCAAGCUGUUCUGGAUCCUCUUAUACAGUGGCGUUCACGUGUCUAUAAACUCAAAUGGGGUGGAGUGGCCGAAGAAGUCAAGGCCAAAGUCAAAUAUUAGGAUUUAAUAAUUAAUUACUAUGUAGGUUUUUAAUGCUAUCACGUACAUGUACAUGUGACCAUCUACAUGAUAUAGACGUUUCAAAGAUUCUCAAUAUCGUGCACGUAUUACUACAAUAUUAUAUAGAUGUAUUACGUGCAUUAUAUUCAAUAUGACUGAUUUAUAUAUAUUAUUAUCGAUGAUAUUGUAUAUUUUAAAUUUAAAAGAAAAACGAGUCGCAUAAAGUCUUCAUGCUCGCGGUUAUACCGUAUUAUUACUUUUUCUUAAAUUUAUUUCCUAUUGAGAAACUAAAUUUAUGAUAAAACAUUUAGAAAUUAUUAUCAUAUUAUAAGUCAUUAUAUGAACGUCGACAUUAGAAAAAAUUUAAAUUUUAUUGAUUCUCUGAAAAAAAUAUGAUAUUACUACAUGGCGAUUUAAGAAAUGCUGAUUAAAAAUUGACUUAUUUAUUUUAAUUAUUUAUCUCUUCACGAUAAAAUAAUGUAUUUUAAUUAUCGCAAUAAAGUGAUUGUACUAGAUAGAUAUUUGAUAAAAAUUUGUUAAAAAUUGUGAAAUUUUUAAUAAUGUUAAAAUUAUUGUGAAAUUAUUGAUAAACAAAUUGUAAUCACUCUAUUUUAAAAGUCAAACAAAUCUUACAAAACAUUAUGACAAGACAAUAUAUAAAAAUUGUAAUAAAUUGAUGUAAAAAUUUUGAAGUAAGUAAUUUUUAUUUUUACACAUUUUUUUCAUUAUUAUACUUUAUGAACUUUAACAAAAUUUUUACAACGGUUUAAUGACGUUUCUGAAAGUAAAUACAAAUUAUUAUUAUUCUAUCAAGAACAAAUAGAAGAAUUCGUUAAGUUUUGUUUGAAAACUUAUAAAAUACAUAUAUAUCAAAAUAUGUUAUUUUAUCGUGAGGAAAAAAAGAUAGUUAGCUAGAAAAAUAUAAAAUUUGAAAAAUGCACCUAUUA